CUCCCCUUCACACAAAAAGCAGAAAUUGACUAGUGGGGCAGAGUAAGGUGGCUGGUCAGCCUAAAGAAUCUUCAACUACAUAUGCAGACAAGACAACCUUCUUCAGGUCAAUCUUUCUCAUCAACUUGUUAGAUUAUUCUUACUUAGCCAUCUAAUCCGCGCCUCAUCAGAACCUUCUUCUUUCUUUUUGUUUUCUAUACCCUUUACCAUUCUCCUUUGUAAAAUUCCCAAUUUUCUCCAUUCUUGAAUUGUGGCAUCAUCAUUUCCAUUUCCAAAUUCUUGAAUGGCCACUGGCUUUAGAUUUCCCCCCUUUUGGUUCUUAUUUCUUUUCAUUCUUUCUUGUUUCUCCUCAUUCUGUUUAGGUGGUGACAGAGUUACGCGAGGAGAGAUUUAUAAAGAUGGUGAUAACAUCACUUCUAAAGGAGGGGAUUUUGUGUUGGGGUUCUUUAGUCCUGCAAAUACCAGUAAAAGGUAUCUUGGUAUAUGGUAUGUUGACGUACCAGUAAAGACAUAUAUUUGGGUUGCCAACAGGAACAAUCCUGUUCAUGAUAAAAAUGGUACCUUUUCAAUUAAUGAAAAUGGGAAUUUGGUGGUUAAAGAUGGACAUGGGGAUUUACUAUGGUCGUCUAAUGUUUCUGUUAAAACCACAAAUUCUACGGCUUGUCUGAGAGACGAGGGCAAUCUUGUCAUCCUUAAUAAUGACAGGAAUGCUACGAGGUUAAAUUCUGAAUUGUGGGAGAGCUUCUCGGAUCCUACAGAUACAUUUUUGCCUGGAAUGGAAGUUCUCAUAGAAAGACAAGGCCAAGAGCAAAAAGUUUUCCGUUCUUGGACAAAUGAGAGUGACCCUUCACCUGGGAGGUACUCAAUGGGAGUUGAUCCUCGUGGAACACCUCAGAUUGUUAUUUGGGAUGGACCGAAUAGACGAUGGAGGAGUGGACAUUUUGAUGGAGCGGAAUUCAUUGGUGUUCCAGAUGUGAUUAGAACUACUUUUUUCUCUGGCUUCAGAAUUCAAAACGAAGGAGACAAUAAAUUGUUACUCACUUACAGUGCCUCAAAUACAUCUUCUUUUGUGAGGUUUCAGAUUACUGUGACUGGAAAUGAGCUGCAACAGAGGUGGAACGAAGACCAGGGUGAAUGGAACACGUUGCAAUCUAGGCCUGUAGGUGGUUGUGACUUGUAUAACUUCUGUGGGAAUUUUGCAGAAUGUGACAAAGAUGUAUGCCAAUGUUUAAAAGGUUUUGUACCACGUGUUCAGGAGCAGUGGCAUGCUGGGAACCGAACCGAAGGAUGUGUUAGGAAGACAGAAUUGGAAUGCAGGAGAAAUAGCAGUGUUUCAAGGAAUGAUAGUUCAAAAGAUGAUGGAUUCUCGACUAUUCGGAGAGUUAAAUUACCUGACCAUGCUAAUGUUUCAGAAAUAACCAUAGACGAGUGCAAAAUCAGGUGCCUGAAUGAUUGUUCCUGCAAUGCUUAUGCUUAUGUCAGAGGAAUCAAUUGUAUGAUGUGGCGUAAUGAUUUAGUUGAUAUAGAGCAUUUUCAGGAAGGUGGGAACACUCUUUAUGUUCGUCUUCAUCCUUCAGAUAUCGGUAAAAAAAAGAAGACGAUCAUAAUUGUUGUAAUAUCAAUUCUAGCAGCUCUGGCUUUGGUUGUUAUGGUGGCCAUUUGGCUAGUAUGCAAGUACAGGGCCAGAAAACGAGAAUCCAAGAGGACCAGUGAAAUUCCCAAAAACCAUUUAGUUAGGAGUGGAGAGUUCUCCACGGAAUAUUCUGGACCAGGCGACAUCAGUGCUGAAGGGCAUCAAGGAAAUGGUUCAGAAUUAGCAUUUUUCAGCUUCAGCAUGGUGGCCACAGCUACUGACGACUUCUCUCUUGCAAACAAGCUUGGGCAAGGGGGAUUUGGCCCCGUUUAUAAGGGAAAGCUACCUUGUGGUCAAGAAGUUGCUGUAAAAAGGCUUUCACAAAAGUCUGGACAAGGCGAUGAGGAGUUCAAGAAUGAGAUCACUCUAAUAGCAAAAUUGCAACACAGAAAUCUUGUUAGACUUUUGGGUUGCUGUGUUGAAGGAGAAGAAAAAAUGCUGAUUUACGAGUACAUGCCCAACAAAAGCUUAGAUACAUUUCUAUUUGAUACUGUUAGGAAAUCCCAGUUAGACUGGAGAAAACGCUUCAACAUUAUCGAAGGAAUUGCCCGAGGAUUACUGUAUCUCCAUAGAGAUUCAAGGCUUAGAAUAAUCCAUAGGGAUCUAAAGGCUAGUAACAUUCUGUUGGAUGAAGAGAUGACCCCAAAAAUUUCAGACUUUGGCAUGGCCAGAAUAUUUGGAGGAAACCAAAAUGAAGCAAAUACAAAUAGGGUCGUAGGAACAUAUGGAUAUAUGGCUCCUGAGUAUGCUAUGGAGGGCCUGUUCUCUGGCAAGUCUGAUGUCUACAGCUUCGGCAUAAUAUUGCUUGAAAUUAUAUGUGGACGUAGAAAUACAAGCUUUCGGACAGAUGAGCAUUCAGGCAUCAUUGGAUAUGCAUGGGAGAAGUGGGAAGAAGGUAGACCAAUGGACCUGGUGGAUCGUUCAAUUUGGGAUGGUUGUCAACACAAUGAAGCAUUGAGAUGUAUACACUUGGCAUUGCUUUGUGUUCAAGAUUUGGCGGCUCACAGACCAAACAUGUCUUCUGUGGUUUUGAUGCUGGAAACAGACAAUGUAAGGUUGCCCUUGCCUAGGCAACCUACCUAUACUUCAAUGAGAAGAUCUGUGGAUGAAGAUAUAUGGCAUGGGAAUCAGGAUGUAACAUCUUCCAACAAUGUCACAGUUAGUGUACUAAUAGGUAGAGGAGAUCAGCUUGUGUUCCCUUUGAGACAGAAGGGGAAAUGGAAUUAUUUACUAUAUUACUGUAAUGCAUCAGACACCAUUCAGCAAUCCUGGAAACUUUUAGUAGGGGAAACAUUAACAUCUGCUAGUCAAGUUUUUGAAUUUGGAUUCUUUACUCCAGCGAAUUCCGAUGAAAGGUACCUGGGGAUAUGGUUUAAAAAUAUCCCUCCUAUUAAAGUUGUGUGGGUUGCAAACAGAGAAAGUCCACUUAAAGUUUCUGAUUCCGCUGUGAGUCUAUCAAUUAGCGAAUAUGGAAACUUGGUGCUUCUUGAUGGAACACAGACUGUUAUCUGGUCAAGUAAUGUGUCUGUCCCUACUAAUAACACUGUUGCAGUAGUUCUCCUGGACAGUGGGAAUUUAGUGCUUAAAGAUAAUGUCUCGGGACAAUCCUUCUGGGAAAGUUUCGAUUAUCCUUGUGAUACUUUUUUGCCAGGAAUGAAAAUAGGUUUUAACAGUAAAACCGGGGAGAAAUGGCUCUUGUCUUCUUGGCAGAAGGAAAAUGACCCCUCACUCGGAAAUUUUUCUAUAGGAAUCUCGGAGCAACUUUCUCCUCAGUUUUUUAUAUGGAACAAAGUUACUCCUUACUACAGAACCGGGGAGUGGAAUGGACUGAAGUUCAUUGGUUUGCCUUGUAUAGAUUCAGCUGCCUAUAUAAUUCAAUUUGUUUUUCAGCAAGACUUUCAAGAGGGAACCACAUAUUUCACCUUUCUUCCAAAUACUUCAUUCCUAACUUUCGUGGAACUUCAGUCUACGGGGUCUGUUCAAGUGGUUCAGUGGACCAGUGGAGCUCCAGCUUGGGAAAUUUAUGCUACAAUGGUACAUGCACCAUGUGAUAUAUAUAACACAUGUGGACCUUCAGCAGUCUGCAGCAAGCAUAACUUCCCAACUUGCAGCUGCUUAAGAGGGUUCGUGCCACACUCUAGUGAUGAAUGGAGCAAAGGAAACUGGACAGGUGGUUGUGUGAGACGAACUGAAUUACUAUGUCAGCAAAAGGGAAAUAGCUUGUCUCCAGGGGUUGGACUGCAGGACAGAUUUUUUAAGCUUAGUGGACUGAAACUGCCUGAUCUUGCUGCUAUUUUUCGCCUUGACAGUGCAAGUGAAUGUGAAAAAUUGUGCUUAAACAAUUGUUCUUGCACUGCUUAUGCUUAUGUGGCAGGAAUUAGGUGUAUGGUGUGGUCUGGUGAUCUUUUAGAUAUGCAGGAUUACUCAUACUCCGGGGAAGAUCUUUUCCUUCGACUUGCCUACUCAGAGUUAGUUUUUUCAGGUAAGAGGAAGCGUAAAAGAGCACUAAUCAUAUGUUCUGCAGUAUUUUCUUGUCUCUUUUUGGGGUUUGCUCUAUUUUGUUUGCUCAAGCACAAGAUUUAUAUAACAGGACAGAAGAGAAAAGUAGCCAGAAGCUUUAGUCUGGGUGAUUCAUGCUACAUUUCAAAAGACUACACAGUGGAAAGUUUAUGGGUUGGUAAUUUAAAGAAAGAAGAUCCAAUUGAACUUCCGCUGAUUGAAUUUGAGGUAAUUGUCACAGCAACAAACAACUUCAAAGUAGAAAACAAACUCGGGGAAGGAGGAUUUGGUCCGGUUUUCAAGGGAAAGCUAAAAGAUGGUCCAGAAAUAGCAGUGAAAAGACUUUCUAAUCGAACGGGGCAAGGCAUAGAGGAAUUCAAGAAUGAAAUCGUAUUGAUAUCAAAACUCCAGCACAGGAAUCUUGUACGACUCCUGGGAUGCUGCAUUGAAGGGGAAGAACUUCUUAUAAUAUAUGAAUACAUGCCAAAUAGAAGCUUGGAUAAAUCUCUCUUUGAUGCUUCGCAAAAAGAACUGCUAGAUUGGCCUAAACGGUUCAACAUCAUUCAAGGUGUUGCUAGAGGACUAUUAUAUUUACACCGAGAUUCCUGUUUGAACAUUAUCCACCGGGAUUUGAAGGUAAGCAAUAUCCUUUUGGAUGAGGAGAUGAAUCCAAAAAUUUCAGACUUUGGUUUAGCAAGGACAUUUCAAAAGCAGCAGCAACUAGUGCAUACUCACCGAGUAGCUGGAACAUAUGGAUACAUGUCUCCUGAAUAUGCUUUGAGGGGAGUAUUCUCCGAGAAAUCUGAUGUCUUCAGCUUCGGAGUCUUGUUAUUAGAAAUCAUAAGUGGCAAGAAGAAUUCAAGUUUCCAUUAUGUUGAAGAAAAUCUUAACCUCCUCAAUUAUGCAUGGAAAUUGUGGAGUGAACAAAAGGGAUUAGACUUUAUGGAUGGGACAUUGAUCAACUCAUUUUCUCCAGAAGAGAUAACGCGAUGCCUACACGUUGGCCUUCUCUGUGUUCAAGAGCAUCCUAGGGACCGUCCUACUAUGGCUGACAUAAUUCUCAUACUAAACAGUGAAAUGAAAUGCUCAAGUCCUAAACAACCCACAUUUAAGUUUGAAACAUACUUGGAUCUUGGAGGAUCAGCAAAAGAUAACGAAAGAUGUUCUGUUAAUGAGUUAAGUGCAUCCUUGUCUCAAGGACGAUAGAACAUGUUAAUGUACAUUCUUAAAAGUUGUUAAUCAAGUACAAAAAUCAAGUCAUUA
Molecule: messenger RNA, 5395 nt
Organism: Solanum tuberosum (potato)
Lineage: Eukaryota; Viridiplantae; Streptophyta; Magnoliopsida; Solanales; Solanaceae
Exons: 15
Coding region: 284-5338 (1684 amino acids)
Biological process (GO): protein phosphorylation; recognition of pollen
Cellular component (GO): plasma membrane
Molecular function (GO): ATP binding; protein serine/threonine kinase activity
Source: RefSeq, a predicted model, not a curated record